UGAUAAAAUUGCAAUUGCCGUUGUCGGCUUCUAUAAAUCCCCUUUGACAAUGCCGCCAACCAGGUACGUACAUAAUGUAUGUAGAUCUUUGCACAAGCAGAGAAAUUGCAUCACGGUCUAUUGUUCAUGAAUUUUCGGUGUUGUAAACCCGAGCUGUGACAGCUCGUGCGUCAAAUCUGCGCAAACCAGAGCUAUAGUCUAUAGGAGGUAUUUACUGGUAUUUACCUCGCCAGGUCAUAUGGUGAUUAACCAAAAAAAUAGUCUCUCGUCUUCCAUCAGUAAUUCAACAUUUUUUAGUGUUUUAAACAAUCGAAACUUGUGAACAAUAGCUUUCUACUCUAUCAAUUCUUCAUACUCAACUGAACUUCAAUCGCAACUGAUAAUCUUUGUCGAUAAAUAAAUAAUUGGUCAUGUUCACUACUCGCUAUGUGAUAUUUGUCUACGAGUUAUCAAAUUUAUGUUUCAAUAAAUUCUAUCUAUUAAAAGAUAAAUAAAAUAAAAGAUCCAAGUGUGCUGAGAUUUAAUGGAUAAAGUACUGAUUGGAAUAAGGCUCUAUGAGCUGUCAUUGUAGGAUAAUUAGCAAUGUUCAAUGUACAACUAAGUAGCACAGAACCACAUGUUACAAGUACUAAAAAUCAUAAUUUAAGUGCAUUUUAUAUUCCUCUAACUUCAUUUGCUGAAAUGUGGUAUCAGAUUUUUUUGUGGGCACUAUUUUCAUCAAUAUUUGUCCAUACAAUUGCGGCAUCAAUUUGUUUUGCAACUUUACGUAAACACAAAUAUGGAAAAUUUUUUCCAAUAUUGAUACUGGUAAUGGGAUUUCUAUUGCCAUUAACAUCUGGAGUAUUGAGUUCAGCGGCAAUAGCUUUUGUUUAUCGUGCAUCGAGUUACCAAAUGCCACCUCUGUACGCAUUGUUUUGGGGAAUAGGUCAAACCAUCCUGGCUGCGUGCGUUGGUUUCACUCGUAUUCUGGCAACGUUAUAAUUACCAGGGUAUUUAUCGUCAUCCAAACCCAAUCCACCAACUGAACAUCAUAUUGUUCCUCUAGAUCCGCAACUCUAUCGUUUAUCAAUAAACAAAAAAAAUUUAUUUUUUAUUCAUGAUGCAGAUCUAUAAAUUUUUUUAUUCAUAAAUUAAAAUUAUAGCGUUCAUUAUUUUUCAUCCAGUGUUAGAUUUUUUAUUCAUAAAUAAUUAUUUAGCGAUCACUGGGGUAUCUAAUGAAUAUCCAACUCACUAAUGUCUUUCAUGUGAUAUAAUUAUAAACAGACUAAAUAUAUUUA
Microplitis demolitor is the source of this 1277-nucleotide messenger RNA. Its product is annotated as transmembrane protein 170B. The record is from RefSeq and is a predicted model, not a curated record. Bases 583 to 981 code for a protein of 132 amino acids. The transcript is spliced from 4 exons. NCBI's taxonomy places the organism in Eukaryota, Metazoa, Arthropoda, Insecta, Hymenoptera, Braconidae.